AGUCUCGUCGCUGCAGUGUUAUUGCUGGACUAUCCUCGCCGGAGUGUCGGCACAGAGGCCGCCGUGCGUCCCAUGGGCUGCUCGGGAUGAAGACCAGCGCGCCCGGCACCUUUUCCGCUCUGCUGGUCUUCGGCUAUGUUUGGAGUGCGCUGCCGCCGCCGAGCCAUGUGACCAUGGAUUCGGUCAACUUGAAACACAUGCUUCGGUGGCACCCCGCGAAGGCGCCGUGCGCUACGCCGCUGCUCUACUCAGUGCAGUUCCAAGGCGAGUUUGAGGCGACAGUCCGGGCCGGAAUCUGGUUGAACUCAACCAAUUGUCAAGACGUGACGCGCACGUACUGCGACCAGACUUUGGACCUGGGCUCCGACUCGGACUACAAUAUCCGUGUGCGAGUGCGCUGCGCCUCGAAAACGUCGGCGUGGGCGAGGCUCUCGCCGCCCUUCAACAGGAGGGACACCGUGCUUACUGCGCCCCUGAUGAAGGUGUCAACAGUGGGUGACGGCCUCCUGGUGUUCUUUGAGGAAGCCCCGCCCACGGCGUCCCUCGAAGUGGAGGUACGCCAGAGCGGUGACGCCCUGCACCAGGCUCUCGUGUUCGCCAUCAUGGCUGAGGAGAAGCUGCUGCACGUCGCCGACCUGCGGGAAGAGUCGGUGUACUGCGUCCGGGCGCGUGUGCUGCUCAAACAACUGCGCAGCCGAAAUAGCCAAGAGCAAUGUGUGCGGGUCACAGGUCCCCAAGCCAACUGGGGGGGUCCCGCUACGGCCGUGCUGACGCUGCUUCUCAUGGCGGGCGUCGCCUUUGCCACCCUCUGGUGCGCGGUGCAGUGCCGCACCCGCCCCCACUCCUCCAAGGAGUCGCCGCACCCCCGUUUGCUGCUGCUCGGUGGGCCGGCGCCCGCCAUGCCGAGCCAACCCGAGGAGGUAUGCACAGACAUGCGCGUGGUGCCCAAGGACCGGCGCCUCUAACCGGGCCACAACCCUCACGGAUGUCAAGAGUGGACACGUUGGACCUUCAUGGCUUCCUUCAUAGCAGUAUUUCCCCUGCAUGCGGACGUAGAUACUGUUGCAUGAUUGGGGGGUGGGGGGCUUAUGCUAAACUGGAAGCUUCAGGAGAUCAAGGAGAGACCAUGGAAAGUUGGCAAAUGUCGUUUUGGUUGAGGCGCACGUCACGAAAACACAAGACGAGGCUUGGGUGGAUAUGACAUUUAUUUGUCAUAAGGAAUGUCAAUGGAUCGGAGCCACUUUGCAAACAAAUUGCCAACUUGCAACGAGAACAUCUGCUGCUGUAACCAAGUGGACCUCCAAGCAAAACAAUCCAUCCUCAAUACUAGUUUUUGGCUCUCAUAUAACUGACACAAUUUUUUUUUGACCUAACCAGAGAGAAAAAAAUGGUUGUCUUCAUCAUGGCAAAUAUUUGUUUACACUUUUUACAGACUUUUCUUAGCAACUGUACGAGUCGUAUUGCUAUUUGGUCAUCACUAUAUUCCUUGACUUGCAAUUUCAACUUCAGUUUGUUGUCAAAAACAAAGACGCAGCGGGGCCUUGGGUUGCGAGUUUACGUGUCAGAAAAAUGCCUCUCGGUUAUCUUGGACCUUGACGUAGAGUUCAACCAAAUGCCAUUGUUUUUGGCACAUUGCAUCAAGCCAACGCUGCUCUUUGUUCUGCUCCUGUCUUGGCCACCUGGGAGCGGGCCUUCACUCCCCUCCCUUGUUCUACGCAGAAAAUAAAAAAUAUAUGACUCGUC
Syngnathus typhle (broad-nosed pipefish) is the source of this 1743-nucleotide messenger RNA. RefSeq names its product cytokine receptor family member B16 (gene il20rb). Gene Ontology annotation, molecular function: interleukin-20 binding. The record is from RefSeq and is a predicted model, not a curated record. NCBI's taxonomy places the organism in Eukaryota, Metazoa, Chordata, Actinopteri, Syngnathiformes, Syngnathidae. Bases 87 to 965 code for a protein of 292 amino acids. The transcript is spliced from 7 exons.